CAAACAACUUCUUCUUCAUCUAAUCCUAAGUUCAUCAGUCUGGUGGGUAGCUUUCCUUAAAAUCCAGUCCCAGUAUCCAGCCAGCGUCUCGUCAUUCAAGUGGAGAAGAAGAAGAAGACGAAGAAAAUUGUAGUUUUUAAAAUUCAGGAUGGCUACCUUCACCUAUGGCCUACUGUGCGCAGUCACGGGGGCAUUUUUCCUCCCCCUGAUCUCCACCCAGGAAGUCUACUACCAACUUCCCACUCCUUACUCGUACGCAUGUUUGAACGAGACCUGUUCCAGGGACAGGAAUCCGGAGGAUGCCCCUUCAACCCAAUCCUUAGCCAAGUGCCGACUCCUUUGCGGGGAAUAUAGAUCAAUCUGGCCACGACCCACGGGGGCAGUCGACCUCGCCGAUGAGCUUGUUUCAUUCAAACCACAAAGACUUUUCAUCAACUGGGCGCACCCUCCAUCCGCCCGAGUGAGGGAAAUGCUGCAACAAGCUGGCAAAAGUUUCCAAGUCGAACUACUAAAAAUGCAUCCUGGUUAUGACGCCUCGGUUUCUGGCAAGCAGCCGAACCCCUUUGAUAAGAAGUAUACUUCAGAAAUUGAGCGAACCACGGUGAUGGUGUCCAUGAAGAUUGACUCCCCGGAGGAACGCCUCACUUUGAAUACCAAUGAGAGCUAUACCAUGGGCGUCAACACGACGGAAAGUGGCGUCGUGGAGGUUAAGAUUCACUCGAAAACCUACUACGGAGCUCGGCACGCCCUGGAAACUUUGAGCCAACUGAUCAACUACGAGGACACUUGCGACUGUCUGAUCAUGGUGAAGCACGGCUACAUCGAGGAUGAGCCCGCCUUCCCUUAUCGAGGCCUCAUGGUUGACACUGGACACAACUACAUUUCGCCAAAAAUGAUCAAAAAGACGGUGGAUGCCAUGUCCUACAAUAAAUUGAAUACGCUCCACUGGCACGUGUCUGACGCUCACUCUUUCCCCUUCUACUCAAGACGAGCCCCAAAAAUGGCGUUAUACGGUGCUUACGCCCCACACAAAAUCUAUUAUCCCGACACUAUCCGAGAUAUUGUGGAGUACGCUCAAGUUCGUGGAAUUCGGGUCGUUCCAGAAAUUGGUGGCCCUGCCCGUGCCGGAAAUGGAUGGCAAUGGGGUGAGCGAGAAGGCAAAGGAGACCUCGUCGUCUGUCUGAACAAGGAACCCUGGAAGGAAUUUUGUGCCGAACCACCAUGUGGACAACUUAACCCCCUCAACAAUGAGACCUACAGAGUCAUGGGCCGCGUGUACCGAGACGCUCUGGACGCCUUCACUAACGCCGACUUUUUCCACAUGGGCGCCGACGACGUCAACUUCCAAUGCUGGAAUUCCUCCGACUCGAUGAACGAAGUCCUCCGCGCCACCGCCCAAAUCCCGAACGACGUCACAUUCCAACGCUUAUGGAUGGAGUACCAAUCCCGCGCCCUUCAAACGUUGUACGAAGCCUCCCCCGAAGGCGUCGAGAAGCCCACGCCGAUCAUUUGGGAUAGUAAACUCACCUCACUCCGCGACUCGGAAGUCGUCCUCGACCCAGAAACUUAUGUCAUUCAGAUCAAAAGCCCCGCCAGAGAACCCACCCUCGCCAAAGUGAUUAACCGCGGGUACAAACUCAUCUUUUCCAACGCGGACGCCUGGAGUUUGGAUUGCGGAUUUAACUCCGGACUCCUCCCGCCGAUCGGGCUUGGACCCCAGAAUCAAAAUACGGUCGUUCCCGCGUGCGGGGGUGAUUACAAGACGUGGAAAACGGUGUAUGACAAUGAUCCAAUGAACAUUGCGGCGACGCAUCACAACAAUGAGACCGCCGCGUAUGCCCAAGUUCUCGGAGGAACGGCGACCAUGUGGACCACAGAGACGGAUGACAUGACCCUUGAACCCAAAUUGUGGCCGAGAGGUUCCGCCCUGGCGGAAAGAUUGUGGUCAAAUCCGACCCAAUCUUGGAGAGAGGCGGCCCCACGACUGGACUCACACCGUGAACGACUCGUCCAACGUGGUGUCCACGCUGAGGCGGUCAGACCCGAGUGGUGCUACCACAACAGAGCAGAAUGUGAAUUACUCCUCUAAAAUUGACUACAAUUUCUACACCAGACUUUCUUAAAAACAUAUUUAACUGAGACUUGCACUUUUUUAUCCGUUAAUUUAUUACUCACUCACUCAAAAUGGAGAGGAAAAGGGGUUUAUAGCAUUUAGAUAAUUUACUGACCCGACAUUUAAACGAUUAUGACCAAAACGGACUUUUAUCCUCACACAAAAGCUUAAAAAGUGGAUAAAUAUUAGCUUCAUGUACUUGUUUGUAUGUACUUUGGUGACAUCUCAUUAAGCAAUAAAUCUAAUUUAAUACGAUA
Messenger RNA from Folsomia candida, 2370 nucleotides. Its product is annotated as chitooligosaccharidolytic beta-N-acetylglucosaminidase. NCBI's taxonomy places the organism in Eukaryota, Metazoa, Arthropoda, Collembola, Entomobryomorpha, Isotomidae. Gene Ontology annotation, biological process: carbohydrate metabolic process; glycosaminoglycan metabolic process; ganglioside catabolic process. Gene Ontology annotation, molecular function: beta-N-acetylhexosaminidase activity. Gene Ontology annotation, cellular component: membrane. Bases 149 to 2089 code for a protein of 646 amino acids. The record is from RefSeq and is a predicted model, not a curated record. The transcript is spliced from 13 exons.